Molecule: messenger RNA, 1861 nt
Organism: Ipomoea triloba (trilobed morning glory)
Lineage: Eukaryota; Viridiplantae; Streptophyta; Magnoliopsida; Solanales; Convolvulaceae
Product: nuclear transport factor 2-like
Exons: 10
Coding region: 235-1626 (463 amino acids)
Cellular component (GO): ribonucleoprotein complex; cytosol
Molecular function (GO): mRNA binding
Source: RefSeq, a predicted model, not a curated record
GAUCUCAUCAGUCAUCUCCCACAACGCUGCUAUAAAAACAUCAAUUACUCAGCAUAUUCGUACUCUUUUCUCUCUAACGAACGAACACUCGAAUCACUCCAGUGUUUCAGUGACAGGGCGACCUCAUCUUCAAAAAUGCGGCUAUAAAUAUCAGAUACUUGUCAUAUUUGUACUCCUCUCUCUUCAAGAAUUCAUUGAUUGAAUACCCAAAUCGCUCAGUGACAGGUCAUUUAGAUGGCAACGCAGACAGAAUGUCCUGCUUCUACUGUUCCAAGUGCCCAAAUAGUUGGUAAUGCCUUUGUAGAACAGUACUAUCACAUCCUACAUCAUUCUCCCGAGCUAGUUUACAAAUUUUAUCAUGAUUCAAGUAUCCUAAGCAGGCAAGAACCAAACGGCAUGAUAUCAUCUGUGACAACUAUGGAAGCAAUCAAUGAAAAAAUUCUGUCCUUGGAUUCAAAGAACCACAAGGCAGAGAUAAAAACUGCAGAUGCUCAGGACUCUCACCAGGCAGGGGUUAUUCUUUUAGUAACAGGAUGCUUAACUGGAAAGGACAACGUGAGCAAGAAAUUUACACAAACAUUCUUUUUAGCUCCACAAGAGAAAGGUUACUUUGUCCUAAAUGACAUUUUUCGAUAUGUUGAGGAGAAUGAAUCACUGGAGAAUAACUCUACAUCAGUAAAUGGUAUAAAUGAUGCUCCUCCCGCAGUUUUGCCAUCUGAUCCAGAGCCCGUUCAUGUUCCUGAUCAUUCUACAUUUGAUCCUGCAACUACUGCUCCAUCUGAGGAACAGAAUGGUGCAGAAGUUUGUGAUCCUUCUGACAAUGAGGAAGGAUCAGUUAUCGAAGAGGAGGUUGUUAAUGAACCCCAGGCUCAUCAAAGUCAAAAUGAAACUAGUGCUGUUGACUGUUCAGAUCCAUCUGCAGCCCAAGAUGAGAAGAAAUCUUACGCAUCUAUAGUGAAGGUGACUAAGGCAGCUACCAGUACUAUCAUACCCUAUGCUCCAACGCGUAGCACCCAUGUUGGACCUGCAAAAUCUGAUCAACAGGCGGUUGGAUCUGAAAAGCCUUCAGCUGCACAAGACUCAUUGCCUCCAAAUGAUAAUGUUCCUGAAAGUUACGAUGCCCAUGAGGAAGGUUACUCCAUUUAUGUACGGAAUUUGCCUUCAAAUGCAACUCCUGCACAACUUGAGGAGGUUUUUAAGAAAUUUGGACUCAUUAAACGCAAUGGUAUUCAAGUCAGAAGUAACAAGCAGCAGGGGUUUUGCUUUGGAUUUGUGGAAUUUGAGUCAAGUAGUUCUAUGCAAAAUGCAAUAGAGGCCUCACCAAUAACAAUAGGGGGUCGGCAAGCUGUGGUUGAGGAAAAGAGAACUACCACCCGAGUCGUCAGCAGUUCAAGAGGGAGGUACCCUUCAGGAAGAGGUGGGUUCCGAAAUGAAAAUUUCAGGGGCCGUGGCAACUUUGGUGGUGGUGGUGGUAGAGGCUAUGGCCGAAAUGAGUUCAGGAACCAAGCCGAGUUUUCCAUUCGUUCAAAGGGUCCUGGCGGGCGCAACGUGGAAACCUACCGACGUGUGGAUCAGAAUGAGAACGGUCGUCAAGGUGGGAUGAACAAAAAUGCUGUUUCUGCAUAGUCAGAGAGACCAUAACUUAUUUUGCUCUCCAUCUUUUUAUGAACCACCCACCCACCACCUGUUUAUUCUUGUGGAGUAGUGAAGACAAGAUACAUAUGCAGAUGCUCAGGGUUUUUGCUGAGUCAUAUGUUUUUUUAAAAUUUAUUUUAAAGCUUAGUUAAGAUGAAUACUUAGAUGUGAUCAUUGAAUUUUCUUAUGGAAAAUAAUCUCAAUGCAUUUCCUUUUUUCUGUGAAA